AAUCCAAUGUAAAGGGCAAAAAUAUACCUAGUACACACGAUGCACAUUUUAAUACGUAUUUCAUUGGGUUUUUAAAAAAUCGUUUUAAAAUCCCGUAAGCUCAGUGAGUAGCACGUGACACAUUACUAACAUUAAUACCCCAAUAUAAGCCGGAACUGAACGGGGACCCCCUUCACAGGUUGGACUUUUAGGCGAUAAAGCAGUAUCAUUAACACAGAAUCCCGAGGAUUGGUAGCAACGAAAAGAAGUUGUUUGUUAGACAAGUUCCAAAUUCAUCUAUGAUGCUGAAAAGUCUAUUGUUUCUACUCCUGCUGUCAUCGACCCAAGGUUGGUGGAUUUUCAAACCAAAAACCAAGAAAGUUUGUUUUAAAAACAUCGGCUGUUUCAGCAACGCAAAGCCAUUUAAUAAUGCCAAAGGGACCCUACCCGACUCACCGGAUAAGAUUCAGACAACCUUUAGGUUGUACACUAGACAGAACAAAGGAACUGCCCAGAUCCUGAAACCCUACGAUUCCAGUAGCAUCACCAAUUCCAAAUUCGAGGUCAGUCGUCCCACCAUUUUCAUAACUCACGGAUUCACAGACACGGCUAAAUCUGGAUGGCCACUACAAAUGAAAGACGCCUUACUCCAAAAGGCCGACAUGAAUGUGAUUACUGUUGACUGGUCCCGGGGUACUACAGGCUUCAGUUACGACAAGUCCACCGCCAACACUCGUGUGGUGGGAGCCACGGUGGGGAACAUGGUGAAGGCUUUGAAGGACACUGUUAAUUUACCCCUCAAUCGGGUUCAUUUAAUUGGUCACAGUCUUGGAGCCCACGUCAUGGGAUACGCCGGGGACUGGACACGUGGAAUUGGUAGGAUCACUGGUCUUGACCCAGCUGGUUUGAAUUACGAAAGAUACGAUACCAAAGUCAAAUUGGACCCUUCCGAUGCCAACUUUGUCGAUGUUAUACACACAGAUGCAGCCUCUCUUUUGGAAAUGGCCUUUGGGAUCAGGACACUUAAUGGACAUGUCGACUUUUUCCCAAACGGUGGAAGCAAACAACCCGGAUGCCAACGAAGCCUGUGGACAAACAUCCAGAACUUUUUGAAGGGAAAGUUCGGAAGAAUUACAGACAGCGUGGCCUGCAGUCACAUGAGGGCUAUCUACUACUUCAUCGAAUCUAUCAACUCCCCCUGCGAAUUCCAGGCGUUCCCGUGUAACACUUACUGGGAUUUCUACCAGGGAAAGUGUGCGACUUGUAAUGAAGGAUGCAACAGAAUGGGUUACCAUGCCGACGAAAGUGCCACCGGCAAAUUUUAUUUACAAACAAAUGCUGCAUCCCCCUUCUGUAAAAACGAUUGAUGUAUAUUUCCCAUUAUUUGGAUACUAAUAGCGACAUCAUUGUUAUCGUUGCUUAAAUCAGAACACUCCCCCCCCCCCCCCCCCCCCAAAUUGAAUUGUUGUGUUUCCGCUAACUUUCAAGAGUAGGUUGGUAAGAAUAAAUUCAAACUUAUUUGAAGAGUACACAAGAAACAUUCUUAUCACAACCUUCAUUAAACAUUUAAGUUGGAGGUGUAAAUAUAUCGAGGGGUUCAUUAUCCACUAUCAAUGCAACUUUUAAGUAUGCAUUGUUUAAAUAUCUCUUGAACAAAGUGUUAAUGUAUUUUAAUGUAUAACUAUCAUAGUUCAUACCUAAUAAACAGAUGGUGGAAUUUUUGUAAUCAUGAUGUCUUUUUGAAGGGAUCAUCAAAUGAAAAUAAUCCACUGUUGGAUUUAAAAAAAAUUAUAUUACUGCUUGAUUUAUUUGCCCUUGAAUCUAUGGAAAAAGCAUGCUUUAUCAAAACAUAUUAAAAAGAAAUUAUAUUUUCAUACAAAUCUCUUGGUGAAAAGUUACAUAAACUUUCUCUUUAUAAAGAUAUGAAAUAAAAUUAAUCAUUUACCUACCGCACAUAAAUUUAGAAAACUAGACUUUUUUGAAGUUUGAAGAUAUUUACCAGUCAUGUGAAUUUGAUCUACUUCACUUUCAUCAUUAUCUAACAAUAAACAUUUAUUUUGAUUUAAAUCAUUCAAAAUUGUUCCAUUUCCUUUCGUUAUACAUUGAAUACCUAAGUAAAAGCUAGAGUAGAGGUUAUAAUUUAGGGUCGGUCGGGUUAGCGAAAGACAACAAUUCUUAUUUUAUGUGCUGUUGAAAUUAUGUUUUACAAUGAACUUGCAAAUAAAGGAUUGUUUAAGAAAAA
Molecule: messenger RNA, 2221 nt
Organism: Ostrea edulis (European flat oyster)
Lineage: Eukaryota; Metazoa; Mollusca; Bivalvia; Ostreida; Ostreidae
Product: inactive pancreatic lipase-related protein 1-like
Exons: 8
Coding region: 279-1346 (355 amino acids)
Biological process (GO): lipid metabolic process
Molecular function (GO): triacylglycerol lipase activity
Source: RefSeq, a predicted model, not a curated record